Molecule: messenger RNA, 1178 nt
Organism: Porites lobata
Lineage: Eukaryota; Metazoa; Cnidaria; Anthozoa; Scleractinia; Poritidae
Source: the annotation of a GenBank genome assembly
AUGGUUAAAGUUUGCGGGAAGACUUUGCCCAAGCUGGUGAUGGACUUCGCUGUCUUUGUUGUGCAUGCAAACGAAUCUCGUCUCUCCAUCAACGAAGACAAUGCUGGCAUUGGUUACGGGAGAUUCUACCGAACUUUGCUUCAAAAAACGGGUGGGUUUCAAUAUAAAGCACUUCUGUUGCCUUCCACUGAUUCUGCCCUUCAAUAUGUACACUGGUGAUUGGCAAUUUUACUACACUAAUAGUUUUCCUGCAGCUGAUUCAGUUAAAGUUUCACGCAUGAAAAAAAUAGUUGGUAAUUUUACUAAAACAUAUCCAUUUUAAUGAAACGUAAGGCACAGUAAUACGUGCAUGAGGGAACGGUUUAACUAGUUAACGCAAUAUGCGUUACAUGCUACUAUGGGUUAAACAUGCAAACCUCACAUAAGAAAGGCGGAAUUCCCGAGGCACCUUGUCUCUAUUUUAAUGACCAAUACCGUCAGUGUGAAAGCUAAAUUAGUAAUAAAACGCCUUUUAAUUUCGUUCAGUUUUUAAUGAAAGAUAUGGCGGAUCGAAAAUAGUUUCGAUGGAUAAGGUAUAAAGAUGUAAACAACCUUGAAGCACUUUCAGUAGGAUGAAAUCAUGCUACACGGCAAUGCCGCGCGAAACAAAGGACUGGUUUCUUGGAAAGACUUUUUUGUACGACAGUCACAAAAUACUUCCGGGAGCAGUUUUUAUCGUCAAAGGUACAAGUCCAAGUUGGAAAUUUCUCUGAAAAGAUAUUUUUUUGGGGCCAGUGUGCCUACCGAAAUCGAAAGUGUUUCCGCGACAGAUUUUGUAGCACUGACGAGUCUUCAUUCUUUAUUCUGUUUUUGCUUAAGAUGAUAACGUGCUGAUCGUGAUAGGUAGAGACAGUUAUUACAAAGAUGAAAACGAAGAAGCGCGGUCUGUCAUCUCGCGCUGGGCGAGAAGGAAGGUGGCUUCACAGUUCCGUGAGGAGUAUCUGGAUGGAAGGCAAAGCUUUAUCUUUUCUUGGGAUAAGAAACACCGAAUGAUCCACGAGGAAGCAAUGCAGCAUUUUCUCGAUCCUGGCAAAAGAGGAUCCAAGUUUGAAUACACACCUCCAAGGCCCUUGCCAAAGCCCAUACCGCCUGUGAUCCCUCAGCACCUGUCGAAGCCUGUGGUCACCUCUGCAGGCUGA